AUGUUUACGCUACUCCUGUUGUUCCUGGCUGUGUCAGGCCUCCAGGCUGCUCCAGUCGUAGCCCCCAAAGGUUUGCAGAAGUCGACCCACCAACUCCCCGAUGGCUCUCGACAGGGUACUGAGCCUUCCAGAAGAAUCCUGGUUAAUCUCGACACCGGCCUGGUGCAGGACCACAUCAGUGAGAUGGAAAGGAGAAGGAUCCCAGACGGUUUCAGGCAAGGAACCGAACCCGUGAAGUCGAUCCCCAACGGUUUUAGACAGGGAACGGAACCCGCGGUGUCAGCCUCUGACCUCAGAAUAGUAGCAGAGCCUUUGAAGUCAAUGCCAGCGGGUUUCAGGCAGGGAACCGAACCCGUCCACUCCAUCCCUGAUGGUUUCAGACAGGGAACUGAAAACGUGAAGUGGAUCCCAGCCGGUUUCAGACAGGGAACCGAACCCGCUCUUACGAUCCAAGAGGGCUUUAGACAGGGAACAGAACCGUCCUCCUCCAGAUUCGAACAACAGACAGUGGCGUGUAAGGGGGAGAUCAUCAAUGGAAACUGCUAUGAGUUCAACCCCACACCACUGGCCUUCCAGGAUGCACAGGAACGGUGUAGAGCUCUUGCCCCAAAUGCUGAGCUUGCAUCUGUAACCAGUGUUGAUCUGCAUUCCCGACUGGUUUCUCUGGUGACCAAGGGUGGCGAGAGCCAUCCUGUGUUGACCUGGCUGGGAGCCACCAUCAAGAACCAGCAGGCGUCGUGGGUGGACGGGUCACAGUGGAGCUACAGCGACUGGAUGCCGGGUCACCCUAACGUUCACACUGACAAACCUGUCUGUGUGGAGAUGUUCAAGAUAGAUGAGAGCUGGUGGACUGCCGCCGACUGUGAACUGAAGAGAGCCUCCAUCUGCUCGUAUCAGAUCACUGCAUGAAAACCACAAAGAGA
Messenger RNA from Stegastes partitus (bicolor damselfish), 923 nucleotides. The record is from RefSeq and is a predicted model, not a curated record. NCBI's taxonomy places the organism in Eukaryota, Metazoa, Chordata, Actinopteri, Pomacentridae.